This is a messenger RNA of Fusarium sp. VM40, 1035 nucleotides long. NCBI's taxonomy places the organism in Eukaryota, Fungi, Ascomycota, Sordariomycetes, Hypocreales, Nectriaceae. The record is from the annotation of a GenBank genome assembly.
AUGGCUGGCGCAAACAAGAAGAUGUUCGGGCUCUCCCACGUGGUGCCCGUCAUCACCCCUCUAGUGAUCGGCUCUGCUGGAUAUGCUGCCUAUCGAGUCAAUUGGGGCCCCUUGAUCAAGGCCUUCCUCACAGGACCUGGCCGGUCAUCGCGGAUUUUACUCCUGCUCUUUGUCAUAUUCAACUGGAAGAGCAUGCCUUUUGCUUGGACUUACCGAGUCUUCUACGUUAUCUUCUACCACAGCCUUUGGCGCAAAUCUCCAAUCCUCGGGCCCGAUGCUCUCUUCAAACCUAUCAUCUCCACAUCGCACGCGCCUCUUCUCGAAAUAGACUACAACAUACACAAGUCCAACUCGACCUACUUCGCCGACCUGGACGUUUCGAGGUCGCACCUGGUAACAUACCUCUGCCGUAGUUCAUAUGCCACCCUCUCGCAAAACACAAAGACCAAACUUGUCCUAGACCCCAAGACAGACCUUCCCAUCAAGGGCCAGGUGAGCAUCAUACUUGGUGCCGUCGAGUGCAGCUUUAAGCGUGAGAUUCCUGCGUACACGAGCUUCGAGAUGUGGAGUCGUAUUCUCUGCUGGGAUCGCAAGUGGUUGUAUAUCGUUACACACUAUGUCCCCAAGGGAACUGCUAAGCCGACUUCGUGGCUCGAUCCUACGUUCAAGGCUCCAGUAAGAGGUCCACAGGACCGAACUGGUGGCUGGGAGAGGAGGAUAUAUGCGACGGCGAUUAGCAAGUAUGUCUUCAAGCUGGGUCGCUUCACUGUGAACCCAGCCAUUGUCCUUGGUGGCGCUUCUUCUCUUCUGCCCCAGCGACCUGGAGGUUGGACCAGUGGUGAGGAGCAGGUCGGUGAUCUCUCUGUUGAUCUCUCUGAUGUGGAUCUGGAUGUUCCAGGGGAAUGGGACUGGCGACGUGUUGAAGCACAGAGACGCAAAGGCUUUGAGUACGCAAAGCACUUCCAAGAACUUGACAAGCUGCAUGAUUUGUUCGACGGUGGCAGUGAGGGCGCUCUGGGCAGAUUCUCUCCUUAG